This is a messenger RNA of Heterobasidion irregulare TC 32-1, 457 nucleotides long. RefSeq lists its product as uncharacterized. Gene Ontology annotation, molecular function: peptidyl-prolyl cis-trans isomerase activity. NCBI's taxonomy places the organism in Eukaryota, Fungi, Basidiomycota, Agaricomycetes, Russulales, Bondarzewiaceae. The transcript has 6 exons. The record is from RefSeq and is a predicted model, not a curated record. Bases 14 to 340 code for a protein of 108 amino acids.
GCAUCCUUCCAUCAUGGGCGUCACUGUCGAAAGCAUCUCCCCCGGCGACGGCACUACCUUCCCUCAACGAGGCGAUAAGGUCACAAUACACUACGUGGGCACCCUCAUUGACGGGAAGAAGUUUGAUUCGAGUAGAGAUCGCGGCUCUCCCUUUGAGACUGAGAUUGGCGUAGGAAAAGUUAUCAAAGGCUGGGACGAGGGUGUACCACGACUGUCCUUGGGCGAAAAAGCUAUUCUCACAGCGACGCCUGAUUAUGCAUAUGGCGCGCGAGGAUUCCCACCAGUGAUACCGCCCAAUUCAACGCUCAAGUUUGAGGUGGAGCUACUCAAGAUCAACUAAUAGGUGGUUGGUUUGGGUGUCCCCCUCCCAUCGCGGGAGGGCGUUGUAUUUUCAGGUUAUGGACUCGACUUGGGCGCAUGUUCUCUUGUGACAUUACAUCUCUGUUUCUUUAUCGAU